CUGCUGCGCACCAAAAACGAUUUUUCCACAAGCAAGCAAGCAAGCAAACCAGCCAACGCGACACAUCCCACACACAGACACACCACCCAUCCUCAAUCGUGUCAAACACCACCAGCCCGACACCUGUCCUCCUUCUUCUUGAUCGGCCAGCGAACCAACGAGUCAGCCAUCGAAAUAGCCCUCUCGCCUCCCUUUCUGUUGUGCCGGGGUAUUUUCUGUGUGAACAGCACCUCCACCAGCUUCCAUCUUCGAUAGGACUCAACACACACACACCAGCCAUGGGCGCGAAACUCCGCAAGCUGUUUGGCAACAAGGAAAUGCGCAUCUUGAUGCUCGGCCUUGAUGCGGCGGGAAAGACAACCAUCCUGUACAAACUCAAGCUCGGCCAGUCUGUGACCACCAUCCCGACGGUCGGCUUCAACGUUGAAACCGUCUCCUACAAGAACGUCAAAUUCAACGUUUGGGAUGUCGGUGGCCAGGACAAGAUCAGGCCGUUGUGGCGGCACUACUACACGGGGACCCAGGGCCUCAUCUUCGUCGUCGACUGCGCAGACCGCGAGCGUGUUGACGAAGCGAGACGAGAGCUACACAAGAUCCUGAACGACCAGGAGAUGUCUGACUGCGUCAUUCUCAUCUUUGCCAACAAGCAGGACCUUCACGGCGCCCUCACCCCCGAGGAGAUUCCAGAGAAGCUCGGCCUCAACCGCCUCCGCGACCGAGUCUGGUAUGUACAACCGUGUGUGGCCACGACUGGCGCAGGGCUGCAAGAAGGCCUGACCUGGCUCUCCCAGAACUACAAGUCCUAACCACCGCUGCCCUUCUUCACUCACCUCGCGAGCACAUACAUCCACACCCACACACACACCACUUGUCCCUUCUUUUUUUCAUCACAUCUGUUUGGAAUCGAGACAUCUCUGCAUGCGCCCGUGUGGGUGUUCUACACAGACUUAUCGUGUGCCAACUGUCGUUGUUCGCAUGUGUGUAUGUGUGUUUGUUGCUGCUGUUGGUGUCGGUUGAUCAGAGAACUUCUCCAUCUGCGUGUUGUGGUGCUCGCUCAUUCGUUGUUUGGUUGGCUUGGAUGCAUGUGCGUGUGCGUGAGUGUGGUCAUCACAACCCCACAACCCCCGUUUUGUAUUCCCCUUCUUGUGUCCGUGUUGCUUUGAGUGCUCAGUUGUAACUUCACCCUCCGCUUCUCAUUGGUUCUACUUGCUUCCUGGAAAUGGCAAUUGCUUUGUUCCCCACUGUUAGCGUGGUGUGGACGCAUGCAUGCGCAUGCACACUUGACUGACCCACCAAACAAAACCACCCGUUUUGAAGCAUUACAGAACCCUCCUCCCCACA
Salpingoeca rosetta is the source of this 1341-nucleotide messenger RNA. Its product is annotated as ADP-ribosylation factor 6. Gene Ontology annotation, biological process: vesicle-mediated transport; intracellular protein transport. Bases 279 to 806 code for a protein of 175 amino acids. NCBI's taxonomy places the organism in Eukaryota, Choanoflagellata, Craspedida, Salpingoecidae. The record is from RefSeq and is a predicted model, not a curated record. Gene Ontology annotation, molecular function: GTP binding; GTPase activity. Gene Ontology annotation, cellular component: cytoplasm. The transcript is spliced from 5 exons.